UGCCUCCCGUCAGUGAUGCGGUCAUUCUGUGCUGCGUUUUAUCCGCUAUAUAAAGAGCGCAGAGCAGCAGCACCUCACAGCUUCAGUGGACAGCUCCUAGGUGCUGACAGCUCGCGCGCUCACACACUUCAGAUGCGACUCGUGACCGGGACCAUGGAGGGAUUCUCAUGGAAACUUUUCCUUGUCUCCUGCCUGCUUGUUGUGCAGAGUUCCGCGCAAGAUUUCGGACAGACGCAGUUUAUUUGCACGUCGGUGCCCAAAGACAUGGACUUGUGCACCGCCUCGAUGCAGAACAGCGGGCCGGCGGAAGACCUGAAGACCACCAUCCUGCAGCUGCGGGAGACAGUGCUGCAGCAAAAGGAGACCAUUGUGAGUCAGAGGGAGACAAUCAAGGAACUAACGUCCAAGUUGAGCCGCUGUGAGAGUCAAAGCCUCCCGGCGGCGGCGGGACCCGGCGGCAGGCGGCCGGGGUCCAAGAACACCAUGGGGGAUGUUUCUCGGGGCACCGCGGACACUCUGGCGCAGCUGGGACAGACUUUACAGACGCUCAAACAGAGACUGGAGAACCUGGAGCAGUACAGCCGAGGAAACAACAGCGCGCAGGCAAACAGCCUGAAGGAUCUGCUGCAGAACAAGAUAGACGACAUGGAGAAGCAGGUUCUGUCCCGGGUCAACACGUUAGAGGAGAGCAAACCGGGAUCCAAGAACGACACCGACCAGCGGAACAGAGUGGAGUCCACACUCACCUCCCUGCACCACCGGAUCACAGAUCUGGAAAAAGGCAAAGACAUCAGACCAACAGAUGAGUUUCAGCUGACCUUUCCCCUGAGAACAAACUACAUGUACGCCAAAGCCAAGAGGAGCCUUCCUGAGAUGUACUCCUUUAGCGUGUGUCUGUGGAUCAAGUCCAACGCCUCGCCCGGGGUGGGGACGCCUUUCUCCUACGCUGUCCCGGGUCAGGCCAACGAGUUGGUGCUGAUCGAGUGGGGGAACAACCCCAUGGAGUUUCUCAUCAACGACAAGGUGGCAAAGCUGCCAUUUCUCAUCAACGAUGGGAAGUGGCAUCACCUCUGCAUCACGUGGACCACUCGUGAUGGCAUGUGGGAGGCCUUCCAGGAUGGAGUGAUGCGGGGAAGUGGCGAGAAUUUGGCACCGUACCACCCCAUCAAACCAGACGGAGUUCUGGUUCUGGGACAGGAGCAGGACACGCUGGGCGGAGGCUUCGAUGCAACACAAGCCUUUGUUGGUGAGCUCGCAAACCUGAACAUCUGGAAUAAGAAACUUUCCAGCAGUGAGAUCUACAACUUGGCAACCUGUAACAGCAAAGCACCGGCUGGAAAUGUCUUCUCGUGGACAGAGAGCAACAUUGAAAUAUUUGGCGGAGCGACCAAAUGGACCUUUGAGCCGUGCCGUUCCCUUAACUGAGCUGCUGUCCCGAAAGGCCUCUCUGUAUUUCUGAGCUCUUUGUCGUUCCCAUCCUCAUUUGUUAGAGGCUUUCUGAGUUAUUGGUAAGCUUAAAUCUGGGAUUUAUGUCAUUCUUAGGUAUUCACGUGCAAAAACAACCACUUCUCGACUCGAGGGGAAAAGAAUCGGACUCCUCCAUGAGAAACAUUUUGGUAUCUGCUGUUUUUUUCAUCCCUGGAUGUUCCGUUGAAAGCACACCUGAGCUUUUUGUUUGGCUUACUUCGUCUUGGACUGGCAGCUGGCAAUCUGCGCCUUACGUUUUGAUGAAUCACAAUCGGAGUGAGGAGUUACAUAACUGACACCCCCGCUCACACUUCCCUCAGGAGAGUGAGAGAUUACGCUGUCCGUCCAAUACUUGUCAGUAUCUGGCUCCGUGAUGCGAUGUCUGAAGCGGUUCAGCUCCUAAUGACCCCCCUCUUGCUUCCUCUUCCUCUUCCUCCCAUCUACACCCCCCACCCCCUCCCUCCGGAUCUUGCACUGUGACUGAUGAAGAGGACAUUUUUAAAGGAUGAAGGACGAUGCAAAGUCAGACUGUGGUACAAGUCGAUCUGUAAUCAUUUUUUGCUUCAAGUGUUUCUGUAAGAAUGUGAACUUGCCAACAUUGCUACAAAGCCUGGGUGCCUUGGGCUGGUGCAAAUAUUCUGCACAUUUUUCUUUUUCAGUUGCAAACGUUUACUGGUUUGUAUUUGAUUUUUCUGAGCCGGGUUGAGUUCCUCGUCCCUCUCAUUGGUAAAUGUGAUUUAAUUCCGGUUUGUUAUUAAACAUGAUGUGUUUUUGGCAGGUGUUUGUACUCCUCUGUAUUAGGAAUGUUUCAGUAUCUGUAUAGUAACAGCAUGACUGACGGAGUGCUGUGGAAGCAUUGUUGAAAUCUGCUUUACUAUCUUCUCUGGGUCUGGGUUUUUUACUGUAUUGUUAUAAGCUCCAAGCAUGGCACAACUGACAGAUGAAGAAUUUAAUUUUUUUAAAAUAAAAUUGUGAUACUAAAUGUCA
Molecule: messenger RNA, 2454 nt
Organism: Nothobranchius furzeri (turquoise killifish)
Lineage: Eukaryota; Metazoa; Chordata; Actinopteri; Cyprinodontiformes; Nothobranchiidae
Product: neuronal pentraxin-1
Source: RefSeq, a predicted model, not a curated record